AUGUCAAGUCACUGCCAUGAUGAGCACGACCAUUCUGGCCAUGACCAUGCAGGGCAUGACCACUCCGACGACAUGACGCCCGCUUUGCAAUACUCCCUUUACCAACACAUCAACUUCGACGAUAUCACAACCCUCAACGAAGCACGAGGCGACUCGGGCAAAGCUAUCGUGAAGAAGACGUGGGCGGAACGAUUGAAAACUGAGCCGGAGCUUAAGAGCGAUGCGGAUGAGCAGCUGCUUAUACAUAUACCCUUCACCGGACAAGUCAAGCUCCACUCGAUCCUAAUCCGCACCUCGCCCUCGUCCUCCGCGCCCCAAACCCUAAGAGUCUUCAUCAACCGCGACGAUAUCGAUUUCUCAACCGCCUCCGACCUCUCCCCGACUCAAGAAUUCAAGCUCUCGCAAACCUCUGAGGUUCAGGAUAUCCAGGUCAAAAGAGCGCUGUUUGGGAAGGUGCAGAGCUUGACGCUAUUUGUGGAGGAUAAUUAUGGGGAUAGCGAGACGAGAAUUAGUUACUUGGGGUUCAAGGGAGAUUGGAUGCAGCUUGGAAGGGCGCCGACGAACAUCAUCUAUGAGGCGGCGGCGAACCCGAGUGAUCAUGCAACGAAGGGGACUGCGAACAAUCACAUGAGCAGUCAUCUUGGGGGAAGCCAUUGA
Messenger RNA from Drepanopeziza brunnea f. sp. 'multigermtubi' MB_m1, 657 nucleotides. RefSeq lists its product as uncharacterized. Gene Ontology annotation, cellular component: nucleus. Lineage: Eukaryota; Fungi; Ascomycota; Leotiomycetes; Helotiales; Drepanopezizaceae. The record is from RefSeq and is a predicted model, not a curated record.